AUCCACAACCACUAAGAACUAGACACAUUGUUGCAUUAAUCUUGAUCAGAAAGACAUUUAUUUCCCAUUUCCUUGGUUGUUCGUUAUGGCCUCAUCAUCUGAUCUGGUGUUUAGAGUGCGGCGGUGUGAGCCGGAGCUGAUUGGUCCAGCUGAAACGACCCCUCGUGAAGUGAAACUACUUUCUGACAUAGAUGACCAAGAUGGCUUACGGUGCCAAAUUCCUGUGGUGCAGAUCUAUCGUUGCAAUCCAUCAAUGGCGGGGAAGGACCCUGUUGAGGCCAUUAGGAAAGCAUUGGCCAAAACACUUGUGUUUUACUAUCCUUUUGCAGGUAGGCUCAGAGAAGGGCCUGGUAGGAAACUCAUGGUGGAUUGCACUGCUGAGGGUGUUUUAUUUAUUGAAGCCGAUGCAGAUGUCACUCUUGAUCAAUUUGGUGAUCCUCUUCAACCUCCAUUCCCAUGCAUGGAGGAGCUCAUUCAAGAUGUUCCUGGUUCUGAAGGAAUCCUUAACACACCCUUGUUGCUUAUACAGGUAACGCGACUCAAUUGCGGUGGUUUCAUUUGCGCUAUCCGAUUAAAUCACACCAUGAGUGAUGCGGUUGGUUUGGUCCAAUUUAUGAGUGCUAUAGGAGAAAUUGCUCGGGGAAUGAGUGAACCUACAAUCCUACCGGUGUGGCGUAGAGAUAUUCUAAGUGCAAGGGACCCACCAAAAGUGACAUGCACUCAUCCUGAAUACGAACAAGUACAUAACAUCAAGGAAAUUAUCUCCAUCCCCAUAGAUGACAUGGUCAAUCGGAAUUUCUUCUUUGGUUCUACUGAGCUAGCUUCAAUUCGUAGUUUUCUUCCUUCCCACCAACUUCCGUGCACAAAUUUUGAAAUUCUCACAGCAUUUUUCUGGCGUUGUCAUACAAUAGCUUUGCAACCAAACAGUGAUGAGGAGGUUCGCAUGCUCUGCCUUGUUAAUGCACGUGGCAAGCUUGACUCUCCAUUACCAACUGGUUACUAUGGUAAUGCUUUUGCACUUUCGCCUGCAAUCACCACUGCUAGGAAGCUAUGUGAAAAUUCAUUGGGAUAUGCAUUAGAGCUAGUGAGGAAAGCAAAAGCUAAUGUCACUAAGGAGUAUAUGCAUUCAUUAGCUGAUUUAAUGGUCAUUAAAGGACGACCACUCUUCACUUUGCAAAUAUCGUUUAUGGUGUCAGAUUUAAAGCUUGCUGGGUUCAAACGGGUUGACUUUGGGUGGGGGGAGGCUGUUUAUGGAGGGGUAGCCAAGGCAGGAGUUGGGCCCAUACCUACGCUAGGUUACACUCCCUUUAAAAAUGCUAAAGGAGAGGAAGGUUUAAUGACAUCUAUUUAUUUACCAUCUAAAGCCAUGGAGAAGCUCAUAAAAGAGUUGAAUAAUGUGCUUAAGAACCAUAUCCAAACUACUCAGGGUGGUCCAAACUCCGGUUUUAUCGUUUCUUCAUUAUAGUGCCAUAAAAUUUUGAAUUUGCUUUAAUACCGAAUGCAAAAAUAUAUUUGUUGUGA
Lotus japonicus is the source of this 1521-nucleotide messenger RNA. Its product is annotated as benzyl alcohol O-benzoyltransferase-like. The record is from RefSeq and is a predicted model, not a curated record. Bases 86 to 1465 code for a protein of 459 amino acids. The transcript has 2 exons. Lineage: Eukaryota; Viridiplantae; Streptophyta; Magnoliopsida; Fabales; Fabaceae.